Botrytis deweyae is the source of this 1209-nucleotide messenger RNA. RefSeq lists its product as uncharacterized. NCBI's taxonomy places the organism in Eukaryota, Fungi, Ascomycota, Leotiomycetes, Helotiales, Sclerotiniaceae. The coding region runs from base 1 to 1209 and encodes 402 amino acids. Gene Ontology annotation, cellular component: cytoplasm. The transcript is spliced from 3 exons. The record is from RefSeq and is a predicted model, not a curated record.
AUGGAGAGCUCAAGUGAUAAAUGGGCUCAACAAUAUCUAAUCGAUCCUCUCAAUGCUCCUCAGCCGAGCGAAGAAACAGGUCCCGGAAGCCAUUUCAAAUCUUCCAUUCCACACACCCAAUCUAGCAGUUUCGGACGAAACAAUUCCACCAAGAAAACCGCCCAUUCAACCGUGUCAUCCUACCCAACGCCUCCCUCCUCAGCUAGUCCCACCAAAUCGUCCUUCAGCUCCAACAAUCCCUAUUCAUCUCAUCGCCAAUCGGCUUUUGGCGGCUACUCCAAAUCCAACAGUGGAAGUCUCCGCAACAGUCUCGAAGAACCUGUGAGCGAUAAUGACAAAGGACGUCGACGAGGAAGUUCACUAGGUGAACGCUAUCCUGGCGACAUGUCUCACAGACCUCUCGAUCAACUACGUCAAGAGACCAAAACCGCAUAUCGAUCUCCGCAUCUCCGUAAGAAGCACAUUCCAGGUGCCGAUACCAUUGAUUCUCUCGAUCGUACUGCCAUCGGUGGUGCGUAUCAUCAUGGAGGCCCUUAUGAUGCUACAUUGAUGGCGCGUAAUACAAGCUACAAAAAUUCCCCCGUAGCAGCGGUUGCGGAAUCGAACGCGGAAGCCAUUAGAGCUACCCCGAGAGAAAACAUUCAAGAUAGUUUGGAGAGACAUAUUCCAUUAUCAGGAACAGCUGUGAUUCCCCCAGGAAUGCCGGGUCCGGAUGGUAGAAUCAUGAACUAUGAAGAAGGUGCGGAUUUGAUGAGGGAACCUGAUGCUGCUGGUGGUGCAUACAAGAGAUGGGAUCAUGUGAAAUACCUCCCCGAAGACUACAAAGGCAAAGGCGAACCCUCCUUCACCAUCGAAAAAGCCCUCAAAGACCACAAACGCGCCCAAAAAUCUCACCGUCGCAACAUGUCGGACGGAAACUCCGCCUACGAAAUGCAAUCCCAAUCCUCCUCAUCCGCAUCAGGAUCGAGUCUCCGCCCUCCUCCCACAAACCGCCAACGAAGCGCAAGCGGAGGUAACCUCACAAGCGGCGAUGGCAAAAACAUGACGACCACGAGCGGAAGAGCAAUGGAGACGGUAGACUUCUCAAAUGAUGACGCGGGCGUAGGAAGCAGCCGAAGUAACGGGGCGGGAAAAUCGCACAAGAUGGGCGAGGGUCUCAAGAGAAGAUUCGGGAGCUUGAAGAGGAGUUUGAAGGGGAGUGAGAAUUAG